AGUAAAAUUCCGUGGAGUAUCUCGAAAAACUUGUGUGGUAGCCUCGAAGCGACGGCCGCGCGUACUAGACAUUGUGUUAUUGAUCAAUGAGAGAAGUUAAGCUUGAGACCCAUGCCGGUUGGGCCAGCUGUCAUUUUCCUGUGAAAUAUUUUUGUUACGCGAGUAAUAUACUUGAUGAAGAAGAAACUGUGUUUCGGUUGGAUAUCUCAAAGAAUCUAGUCGACGGGGCCGACUAGAUCGAUCUUUUUGGUUAGACGUAUAAAUGAAGAAAAGUUUAUGGGGAUGAGAGUUAAGAUAUCGACUGCGGUGUAAAAUGAUGGAAGAGUGUAAAGAAUAGAGGAGAGCGAAACGCGCCAAACUCUCUCGUCUCUCUUCUUUUUUGUACGGAGAAAAAGAACGUGGGAGAGAGAGAGAGAGAGGAGGAGGAGAGAGAGAAGAAAGAAAGAGAGAGAGAGAGAGAGAGAGAGACAAAGGGAGAAAAAGAACGAAAGAAUACGCGCGCGCGCGCGCUCAUCUUUAACUUAAUAACGAAACGAAACGGACGUAGAAAAGACGUACAGAGGGAGAAACGUAGAAAAGGGGCAAGAGGAGAAAGAGGAGGAAAAGGAGGAGGAGGAGAAGGAGAAGAAGAACAGGGUGAGAAAGUGCUAAGGGGGCGAGUAAUAUGAGGAAAGUAAGCGAACGGGCGUGCGUGAAGGAGAAAUAGACGCGAGUUUGAGAUUGAAUUUAAGAGAGAGAGAGAGAGAGUAAGAAAGAGAGAGAGAGAGAGAGAGAGAGAGGAGAGAGAGAAUGCGAACAUGUGUCGGUGCCGAGGAUCUUGUCUUCAAGAGUGUUGACAGCGAAGGUGCGUCGAAAAGAAUUGAUGAUCUUCUUUGCCUCGAUCUCUCAAUCCAGUUUUAAACUUUAAAAUUGACGUUUCCGACGUUAUCUUCUUUGGCGUAUGUAUAACAACCACCGAUGCAGACUUUACGGAAGAAAAACAGCCCGUGCAAGUUUAAGAACGAGCCAACACGGUUCCUCGGGGAAGGUGUUUCGUUCAAGGCGAAGCUGAUCGGCAUAUUGGAAGUGUCCGAAGCACGUGGCGAUCGAAUGUGUCAAGCAGCAUUGGCGGACUUGAAGAUGGCGAUUCGUGCAGCCGGCGAACAUAAGCAAAGGAUUGCUGUACAGGUCAGCAUCGAUGGGCUUCGUUUGAGGGAUGAAAAAACGAGUGAAUGUUUGUACCAUCAUCCCGUGCACAAGAUAUCUUUCAUCGCUCAAGACAUGAGCGAUUCCAGAGCAUUCGGUUAUAUAUUUGGCUCACCAGACACAGGACACAGAUUUUUUGGUAUCAAGACGGAUAAAGCAGCGAGUCAGGUGGUCAUAGCGAUGAGGGAUCUCUUUCAAGUCGUGUUCGAGCUGAAGAAGAAGGAAAUCGAAUUGGCGAAGCAACACAUCGAACAAAAUGCCAUAAACGCUAUCAAGUUCCAUACCGGCGGGAUGUUCGUCGAACCAGCGCCCGACACCAAAGGUGCAGCCGGAACCGAAUCGUCCGUUCAUCGAACUAGACUUGCAAACUCCGAGACGGAGAAGGCGGCCGACAGGAAGAACGAAAAUCAGAGUGGCGUCAUCGCCGACUUGCUGGAUCUGCAAUUCGAGUUGAAUUCGUUGCAACAGGGAAUACAUCAGAUGGACAAAAUAACACCGGAACAACCUGGGCCGGCCACGGACGACCUGUUCGAGAGCGAUCCGUUCGGCGAUUCUUUCGCGAACAUGAAAUUGAAAGAUACCGUACAACCCAUUCUGCCGCCGCCACCGUCCUCCUCGAAAAGAGGCCACCUGGAACGGCAGCAAACCGUGCCAGCUCCGUCGGCUACGUCUAGUCCAGCCGCGACGUUGUACAGCAAAACGCCACCUCCUCAGGAGACGAUGCAUUGGUUCGACAAGGAAACGGAAAAUCUUUUCAACGACGGAGAGCUGACGAAUCCAGCGAAAACUGCCGCGGUUAGGAAAGAUCAGGACGAAGCGAGUACCUCGUUGAACGCAACCCCGAGGAGUAGCCAAGCCAAAAGUCCGCAGAUAGACGUAUUCACGGAACUGGAUCCCCUAGGGACUGGUCUGAUAAAGCCCUACGUCGAUAAGAAAGACUUCUUCCAACAUCUGAAAAAUCCUCCAAAAAAGGUGCUUAAAGAUUUAGUAACGACCAAUUCGACGGAUACGUUUCCAACGAAUUUCAAUCUAACGUCGGAUACCCCGUCGGGCUCUAUAAAAUUACAGAAUGAUUUACCUUUGAAGGAAAGCGAUCGCCACGAAGAGGGCAAUUUCGCGAAUUUCGAUCGAUUCGAUGAGAACGAGGCCACGCAGUCGUCCAUCCUUCCGAGGUCCGACUCGCCCCAAAAGAAAGAUAUCGUAUCGAGGCCGACUCAUCACCAACCGUUGUCGGUGUCCCUCCCGCCCGAGGAGACGCCUACCAAGGGCACGCUCGCUGGGAUAUCCUCCGUAACCGCUCCAGCCGCCGUCGGCGGAACGACGAGCGUUGCCGGCAGAGCAGACAAGGAUUCUAACGAGUCUGUUCAGGCGUUGGUCAGAUUGCCAAGCCCAAAGAAAUAUCUGCAAUCGGUCAGAAAACGCGAAUUCGAUAUGGAUUUGCCGAGCGGCAAGUCGCAGUCCAUGGAGAAACCAUUCCCGGUAGAUUUCUCUGCCACGAGCGAUUCACCGGCGUCGCCCUUGAGAUCCUGCUCCUCCGACGCGAACUCGAGAUUGUCCAGUUCCAGCGCGGAGCUGGAUCUCGUUCCUGAACCACCGCCAAGGGGCGCCGGGAGUAUAAUGAUCAAUCCGCCGCCCUUGCCACCGAAGAAGCAAGCCGCCAGAGGGGCCAUCAAACCACCGCCCAGACCGCCUUACACCGAAGGUCACUUUCACUACGACUUCAUCGAGCGCGAGGAGGCUUCGCCGUCUCCGACGAGGACCAGAGAGAGAACGAAAAGUCCGCCGAGGGACGCGAAGGGCCAGUUCGACGAUAACUUCAGUCCACCGUCGCAAGCGUCAGCCAGGACGGACUUGAUAUCCACCAUGACGACCUCCACCUUCGAGGAUUCGUUCAGUUCGAUGAUACCCGCGACGAAUUUGUCAACGUUCUUCGCUUCGAGCGGCGGCACGCCCGCCGCGACGAGGAGACCGAAACCCUCGCUGGACAUCACCCUGAGUCAAUUAACUUCGGCGAACUUGGACGAGUUGGCGGGCAGCCUUGGCAUGACCGUGCAGGAACUAACGAGCUUGACGUUGCAACAGCUCACCGAAUGUCUCGCCAAUCUCUCGAGCAAAGAGUCGGCGACAGAGGCGAAGGAAGAGGAGACGGCUCGACCGAGACUGGAGCAAUUCGCGACGAAACCGUGCGCGUCCGCGUGUAAAAUCACGGAAACCAGUUUCGUCAGCAGCGAGCCACUUUUCAAAGCGAACUUCGAUCCGGAACCGACGAGGAAGCAGGAGGAACCGACGUACGACAAGUACGCCGUGUUUCGAGAAUUGCUCGAGAUGGAACGGAUGCAGGAGGAGGAGGAGGAGGAGGAGGAGGAGGAGGAGGAGGAACCGAGAGAGGAGGCGAACGACGAGGAGGUCGCGACGGAUACCGAAAGCAAAGAACCGGAGGAACGAAAAGAAUCGGAGGAGGACGAGGCGCGAGGCGAACUCACGGCCGAAGCUAUCGUAGCUAUGGCGAACUUGACCGUCAAGUUACCACCGAGUACCGAGGAAUUGGCGAGGGAAGAUUCGAGGGUGGUGGAGAUCGAGGAAAGGAACGGAAUCGAGACGGACAGGGCGAUCGGCGCGACGGCGGAAGCUAUCGAGGAAACGAGGGACGACGCGAUCGAGAUAUCGACGAAGUCGCAGCCGUGCCGAGGAAAGAUGGAACUGGAGAUAGAGCUAGAGACCGAGGCGGACAUCGAAGAAGAUACGACGGAAGAUAGGACCGCGGCGGGUAGUCGGGACAGAGGAGAGACUUCGUCGGAUAAGGGCAGCGAGGCGAACGUCGCGCCGGAGAGCACGGAGGACGUCGGUCGGUCCUCCGUCGCGGAGAAAGCCGAGGCGAGAUCCUCGACGUCGACGUCGAGCGACAGAUACGCGGCGUUGAGGGAGAUAAUAGGCGAGGCGGAAAGAUUAGGCAAGCAGAGCGAGGAGGAGCCGUGCUCUAUCAGACGAGAGUCCCCGGUAGUGGUGGUACAGCAGGCGUCGUCGACUAAGAACUUGGCGGAGGCCGAACUCUUGAGUUUGUUCUCGGACAGUUUGCCGGGCGUACCGCCGAGCCCUAAGAGGUCCCUUAAGAAGAAGGAGGACGAUCUGAAGAGCGUCGCCAUGGAUAUUUUCGAGGAAAUAAAAAUGCUCAACACCGGGACGCAUAAGGCGAAAGAGGUGAAAGCUAUCGCCGGCAUCGCCGGAUUCGAGGACGUGUUUUGUCCCUUCGCCGAGGAGGUUGCCAAGGACGACGGUCGAGAAGAGGGGAAGGAGGAAGAGGGCAAUUGGGCCAAGUUCGAAACGAGCGUGCUAGCUGGCUCGGACAGAUCGUCUUGCGAAGGGGCGCGCUCCGUGGGUGGUACGUCGCCUUGGUCGCCCGACGGCAAGGACUUCCAUCGCGACGUACCGCCUUUCAAAUCCGUCGCCUCUACCAGCGGGGUUCACAGACAUUCCGGCGACAGCGACAACGAAUGGAAGGACGAGGAGGAGAGCGAGGAAAGUAACGGCAGGGGACGUCCGGAGGGGAGAUUCUGGUGCGGAAGGCAUCCGAGAUUCGACGCGGCCGAGUUCGACGAGAGGUCGUUCUACGAGGAGGCCUCGGCCUCGCUGGACAACAGAUCGGACAAAAGGGAUCGAAGCUUCCGCGGCCGGGCGGUCAGGAAGUCGCGCGGUCCGUGGGCCAAGAACGUCGGACACAGACCGCGAGACCCCUCGCGCUGGCACGAGAAACCCCAAUGGGAGGAGGUGCCGAGGCGUUAUCCCCAUCGAAAGUUACCUUACAAGGAGAACGACGAUCGCUACGACGUGCACGAUCACUUGUCGCGAUUUUGGAAGUGCAGGCCAAAGUCCCAACGAUGGAAUUGGAUGCCCGACGAUGCUUAUUACGACGAGGAGCGCAGAAGAAAGAUGACGGAGAGAAAGUUGACGUUGCUGUGGAACGAGGAGGACAGAUUCGGCAGCGAGGAGAGCGUUGGCUUCGAGGAGGACGAUAGAUGGGCCAAACGUAAAUACGAGAGGAGACGGUGGGACGAGGAGUACGGCAGAUACUGGAACAGGCGGAGUAGUCCUCCCUUGGACGGCGAGUACCCGUCCAAGGAAGGUUACUACUACUAUCGGGAGAGGCCUCACGACUACGCCAGCGGGGCGUGGGACGAGGAGUACGGUCCGGAACGUGCCGGGGACGAAUCAGGCAGAUACAACACGGCCGGUAGGAAGAGACAUUGGCCGAAGAGGCCGAACAGUGCCAACGAGGGUCGUAAUACCGCCGAGUACGGCGAAAUGGUGUAUGCCGACGCGAGGAGCAAGUUCGGUACGUCUAGAUCGGAAUGCAGCGACAACGAUUCGGACCCUUACUUGAGGCCGUCGCAGAGGUCGAGGAGUCGCGAAAGUUAUUGGGGCAGCGAUCAGGAGUACGACAGUUGGCCGGAGAGACCGUAUUGGUCGGAAGGUCCGGACGUCAAGAGCGAGACGUUGCAUCGUAAGAGAGUAGCGAGGCACAAGGCCGCCGCGCGACAAGCGGUACAGGCUAAAACGCAGAGCCCUUUCGAGGAUGAUUUUGCGCAAAGUGUCGAGCAGGUCGAGUCACCGGCCAGCGAAACCUUGCCGUCGGCCGAGCCGCGCGUUCGUCCGGAGAUCGGCGAAUCGAAAAGGGGAGAAUCGAUCGAACGACCUCCUCCGAGUCCUUCCGCGGCUCCGAGUCGAUUGUCGAUGACCAAGGAAACGCAUCCACGCAGGGAGCUGCCACGGGAAUACAACAAGCGGUCGACCUUCUUCGAAGACGAUUUAACGCCGACCGCUAGCGUCUCGACCAGCGACGCGUCCGACCGGCGAAGAUUGUCGUCGGACCUGAAGGCGACACCCGAACUUGAAAUUCCACCCGACGCGAAGGAUUCCCACAGGUCGAUAGACGGUUUCGUUUCGGAGGACAGUGGUCGAGAUUCCUUCUUCAACGGUGAUCUUAGGUUCGACGACGACGACGCUUUCGCCUUCAAGUCCGAAUUGGAGGACAGCGUGCCCGAACGUUGUACCACUACCUUGCCAUUGAAAAACGCCAGGCAAAACAAAUACGCUGCCUCGAACAGUAACAACAAAGGUAGACCAUCCGAUCAAUAUAUAAGAAAAUCCGAGUCGGUGAACAUCUUCAUACGCGAGGAAGAUCCGUUCGACGACGACGACUUUUUCAAUUGACUCGCGGCCAAUCGCGAAUCCGCGCGUUCGUCGAAAUCGGACUAUCGAUCUCUCAAAUGAGUGGAAUCCGUACGUAGCGAUUCUUUAUUUCUUACACUUUCUUUUUACGAAGCCGCCACGUGUCGUCGCGUCGUCCUUUUCGCUCUCGCGUUUACAAAGGAUGCGCGUGUUUUCUAAGCUUUGCUACUCGAGAAGCCUUGUGGACGUCUCUGUUCUGAAAUUAUUUCCCUCUUUCUCUCUCUCUCUCUCUCUCUCUCUCUCUCUCUCUCUCUCUCUCUCUCUCUCUCAUUCUCGCGCGCGCACUCGUUAGCACGAGAACGAGAUACUCGCUUCGCGUAAAAACAUUUAUAAAACGCUAUUAAGCUUUCAGAAUGAAGAGGACGAUUUGAGAAAAGAGAUUAGGUGCUUGGAUAGAUUUUUAGAUUUUUUUCAUAUUUUUAUCCCGUGAAUUUUAUGUUUAAUUUUAUUGAUCGCACGCGUACCAUUCGGACUUCCGUCUAUUGAAAUAUUAUUUAAUUACGAGACUGACGAACGUCAUAAAUGGUGUAUUUAAUUGUAGCAGAUGAGAGAAAUCGGGUCGAAAUGGGAUUUUCGAGGAGGAUGGGCAUAUGUGCGUAGGUAUAAUUAUUUAUCAAUGUUCGAUUCCAGUGUUAUUAGCAAUAAGCCGAUAUUGUAUUUAAAACGGGUCGAGGUUGUACUGACCGUAACUGCGUUAUCUUAACGCAGUUAUGAUUUCGACUGAUCUAUUUCGAUUUCGACACGAUUUUGAUGAGAAACCAUUUCAAUGAGAAACGAUUUCGAUGAGAAAUGAUUUGUUGCUAAUGCGUUCUCGAAUGGAUUUAAUAUAAUUGCGCAUAUAACCAGAAUUUCGCUUCACGAGAGGAAUCAAGGAUGCAGAAAUCAAAGGUAGAAACUCGGAUAUGGAAUUUGAUUGCGCACAUUGGAAAUCCUAUUCUCUCUUUCUUUCUCCUUCUCAUUUGUUUCUAUUUCUUUUUCCUUUUCUUUUUUCUCUUUUCCAAAAAUGUUUUAUCUCAAGUGAUACGCAUCGAGAGUGAAUCGAGAUAUUGCGUUUUUUCUAUAGGUAGGCGUGUGAAUGAUGUGUGAUAAAAGAAUGCUUGUCAGGAGAGCAAGAUGAUAAUAAAAAAGAAAAUAAACGACCUCUACCAUCGAUAUGUUCGAGCACGCACGAAGUGGAUCAAAAUUUCCUAGAUGAGUCAAACGAUACCAGAUUUGAUUUUUAAAAUUCGAUCACUCUUUUGCGAGACCUUUUAGACCAAUUUUCCCUUUUACUCGAAACUACGAGAUCAGUUUGCGAAGCUACGAGCUUAACUACGAAUCUGAAGAGUUCUGAUAAAAAAGAGUUAUCGAUUUUUAAAGUCACCUAGGAAGUUUUGCCUCGUCUCGGAAAAUUCCGGCGAUAGCCUGUAUGACUCGAAUACGCAACAACUGGAAAAUAAUAUUUCGCAAAUCAUACGAUUAUAAAAAAUAUCAUUGUAACGUUUACCAAUGAGAGAAUAUCAACCCGAUGACCCAGUUUAUCUUCCAUAUCUAUAUGUAAAUUGGUAACAAUCGUUCGAAUCGAGAAAGGAUGCUAAUGCUGUUUGCAUUAUUUAUUUAUUUAUUCAUUUGCUUAUUUAUUCAUUUAUUUAUUUAUUUAUUUCACGUUGCGCUCGCUUUUGUAUUUAUCAAAAUAAAUGCAUAAAUAUAGGUCAACCGUAUCGAUGGAAAAAGAUAUCCACGAGAAAUUAUUCAAAAGUUAAUUAGGAAAUAUCUCGUACUUGUCACAAUCGUAUCAAAUUGUCAACAUUCGUUUCUUUGUUACGAUAGCGAACGAAUAGGAUGCGGGUAUUCUCGCAUGUAAUUAUUCCAUAUGUGAAUUAGAGAAAAGAGAUGGAAUGAAUUGUGAAGUAUAUACAUACAUAUUAUAUUCAUAGAUAGAAUUCGAAACGCGAAAAGACAACAAAAGAAUUUAAUUCGAUGGCAAAAUUUGUUCAUUUCGACAUGAAAAAAAUGUUCCCUUUUUUUUUUUUGACUACAAAUAAAAAUUGAUUUCUUAUAAUUGUUGCGAAAUGGAGGGAAAAAAAAAAAUAUGUCGUUUAGUACGUUUACGUCGGUAUUGCUAUUUGCGUUUCCCUUUGUUUCCGGUAGCGGCAUUCAUAUUGGAUGCUUUAUUUCAUUAUAUUUUUCGAUUGAUAAACGUUAAAUUUCCAUUAUUGAGACUUUAACUGUCUGGCAAUCUUUUCAACUUACUAAACGAACUAAAAUUUGGUAACACGCUCUCUCUGGCGGAAAAUUCAAGUGUACACCUAUGUAACAGUCGAGUCCGAGACACCGGUGUGAACGUUAUAUAAAAGUGAGUUGUCCGCGAUAAAUUUUAUACCCUUCGACGUAAACGAGAAGAGCGAUUAAUCUUUUGCGAAGCUAAGUAGGUAAGUAAUUAAUUCAUUCAGCGUUUAAGAGGGACGAAUUAUAAAACGUUGAGCAAAAAUAUUCUCGAAUUUGUUUCGAACGAACGUAAUCCAUCUUUGUCGUUAUCGUAAAUGAUUAUGGAAUGAUUCUUUUUCUUUGUUAUGGUAUGGAACAGUGGAGUGACGGUACAAUAAACCAUUACCGUAUGCCAAUGGAA
Messenger RNA from Vespula vulgaris, 9019 nucleotides. RefSeq names its product protein disabled (gene Dab). Bases 958 to 6393 code for a protein of 1811 amino acids. NCBI's taxonomy places the organism in Eukaryota, Metazoa, Arthropoda, Insecta, Hymenoptera, Vespidae. The transcript has 7 exons. The record is from RefSeq and is a predicted model, not a curated record.